AUGCUAGUACGCAUGUUCGGCCUGGUGUCGAACGUGGCCAUGUCUUUCGCUGUUGUCCUGGGUUGGUGGGCCAUGGUGACCGGCCAUGCCGUUGUGCUUUACUCGCGACUACAUCUGGUUAGCGACCGGAAAAAGACGCGCCGCGUGCUAAUCAUGAUCGUCACCAACUUCAUCGUCCUCCAUCUACCUGUGUCGGCAUUGUAUCUCGCCAUCAAUGUCCGCUCCUUCAAUUCACUCACCAACGUCUUCAAAAUCUACGAAAAGAUCCAACUCGCCGGCUUCUCCGUCCAGGAGUGCAUCAUCGCCGGUAUUUAUAUCUGGGAGGCCUCCCGCACUCUCAACCACGUUCUCAAAUUCAGGGAGCCGCAAGGGAAAAAUGAUUCGGCACCUGGUUCUUGUAACCAAAACCUUCCUGGCAUCCAGCAAGAAAACGUUACUGCGGUACGAUUGGACGCCAAACUUGUUCCCAAGGUCCGCGACAUUAAUGCCGAAUCUAAACUCGUUGACUUCGUCCUCAUCGCCAUCAGCCAAGUGCUUGCAGAUACGAGAAACAGGAUCACCAGCAUCACCAGCAUCAGCCACACUACCUACGAAGGCGUUCGCCUCUGGCCAAUAUGUAUCUCUAUCGAGACCAAGACUCUUGACGGCAAAGUAUCUACCGCUCUUGUUCAGCUCUCCUUAUGGGCAACAACGCGCUUCAACCGUCUGCGUACCCUCUUACCUCCUUCACAACACCUAGAUUGCGAAGGAGAAAAUUUGUGA
Messenger RNA from Alternaria atra, 762 nucleotides. RefSeq lists its product as uncharacterized. Bases 1 to 762 code for a protein of 253 amino acids. The transcript is spliced from 2 exons. The record is from RefSeq and is a predicted model, not a curated record. NCBI's taxonomy places the organism in Eukaryota, Fungi, Ascomycota, Dothideomycetes, Pleosporales, Pleosporaceae.